This is a messenger RNA of Acanthopagrus latus (yellowfin seabream), 1432 nucleotides long. Its product is annotated as globoside alpha-1,3-N-acetylgalactosaminyltransferase 1-like. The record is from RefSeq and is a predicted model, not a curated record. Gene Ontology annotation, molecular function: hexosyltransferase activity. Gene Ontology annotation, cellular component: Golgi apparatus; membrane; vesicle. NCBI's taxonomy places the organism in Eukaryota, Metazoa, Chordata, Actinopteri, Spariformes, Sparidae. The transcript has 11 exons. Bases 226 to 1266 code for a protein of 346 amino acids. Gene Ontology annotation, biological process: carbohydrate metabolic process.
UACUGUUAGUGUUAAAAUCCUGUUUUCUACUGCAGACUUCAAACUGUUUCAAGAUGUAACUUCUGCAAGUCAGUGCGUGCUGAUAUGUUGGAAUCAGGUGAAUGAAGGAGGACGUGAUACCUGUAUGACAGGAGGGAGGGGACAGAAACCCUGCUAACCUGACAUCUCAGAACAAUUUAUCUGGAUCAAGGUUUCUUCAGGACUGUGCUGGUCUGACCCACUGAGAUGCACUUCAUCGUCACCAAGACUCUGACUGUGGUCCUGCUGUCAGCUGUGGUGCUGGGAGUGUUGUACUGCUUCAUGUCUCAGUCCGACAGAGAGUCCCAUGUGCAGGAGAUACCAGCUAUCUUCAGAUAUGCUGAGCUUUAUGCUAGCAGUCGCAGCUUCCGCCACGUGGCUGCUGACCAGCAGAAGUAUGAAAAGCCCAGUGUCGUGAAGGGUCGUACCGACGUGAUGACGAUCACGCCCUGGUUGGCUCCUGUCAUCUGGGAGGGAACCUUUAACCCGGUUCUACUCGACAACAUCUACAGGCCACACAACAUCACUGUCGCAGCCACUGUGUUUGCUGUUGGGAAAUACGUCAAGUUCCUGAAAGAAUUCCUGGAGACGGCAGAGCAGCACUUCUUCGUUGGUUUCAAUGUGAACAUGUAUGUGUUCACUGACCGGCCAGUGGAGGUGCCACCAGUCAAAAUGGCCGCCGGCAGACAGCUGUUGGUGCGUUUGGUGCCCAGCUCAAGCCGCUGGCAGGAGAUCUCUGCCCGAAGGAUGGAGAUCAUACAGAAGCUGAUUGAGGAUGAGCUGGUUGACCAAACCGACUACAUCUUCUGUCUGGACGUUGACUCUCUGUUCCACGCCCGCUGGGGGACCGAGUCACUGGGUGACCUGGUCGCUGUGAUCCAUCCUGGUUACUUCAAAGCUGAUCGCGGCGGGUUAGACUACGAGCGGAGGCCUGCAUCCAGAGCCUACAUUUCUCCUGAAGAGGGGGACUUCUAUUACUGUGGGGGGGCCUUUGGAGGCUCCCUGAAGGAAGUGCGCCUGCUCGCCAAAACCUGCUACGAGAACUUCAAGGCUGACGCCAAGGAAAACAUCGAGGCUAUCUGGCAGGAGGAGAGUCACCUGAACAGGUACAUGUGGGUUAACAAACCUAGUAAGCUGUUGUCACCUGAGUACCUGUGGCAGGACUUUGCGGCUAGAGAACCUGAGAUUCAAAUCGUCAGAUUCUCUGGAAUUGUCAAGAACUAUGCUGACAUCCGACCCAACAAAUGAGAGUCCUGACUGAAGUGGCCUGUGUUUCUUCACAGCGUAACUGAAGAUUCUCUCCUCUUUGGAUUUAACUGACCACAUUCAUGUUAUUGUCUUUAUUGACAUGUAUUCAUGUCUAUCUGUAUUGUUAAGUGUUUUUUUUUGUUUCUUUUGUUUCAUAUUAUUUGGU